Molecule: messenger RNA, 1226 nt
Organism: Manduca sexta (tobacco hornworm)
Lineage: Eukaryota; Metazoa; Arthropoda; Insecta; Lepidoptera; Sphingidae
Exons: 3
Coding region: 401-739 (112 amino acids)
Source: RefSeq, a predicted model, not a curated record
CUAGUGUAACUUCUAGACAUAAUAAGACUUUACACCUCAUGUCUCACGAUGGCGAGCGCAGUGGAAUAUCAAAGAAAACUUUGUAAUUUAAGGUCUUAGAUGGUAUUUCUACUGUUUAUGAACGGUCGUAUCGCUUACUACCAGGCGAAGUGCAAGCUAGUCUUGUCAUUCAAAGCAAUAAAAAAAAUCAAUAUUCGUUUUUGGUUCAGAGAGCGAUAAACUACAUUCCACAAAAUAUUUUUGCUUCAUUUCUUCCACAGGGAAUAAUUCCGUUGUUAUUUAAAGAUAAGAUCUUUCCUAGAAACAUUUAAAAUUCUUGUCUGUCACUGACCUACGACUAAUUACGUUAUUUCACGCAUAUUUAAGGUCGAAGCACACAUACUAAGUGGUCAUUAGCAACAUGAAUUUCAAUGGCAUUCACUUAGCGUGCAUGUUAUUAUUGAUUUCUGUUAGUUAUGUUUUGGGGAUAUUUUUAAUACCAUCAGUGUCUGAAACUGGGAUCAAUGCUGUACGGAAAUCGACGAGAUGGAACCUACCAUGGCUGCCUGGUUACAUACGAUGUAAUGGAUGCCCGCCGCGAGGUUGUGAAGACGAUGAGGCUAUCAUCCAUGGAUAUUGUUGCGGCUGUGCUUAUUCGCGAGAUCGCUUGCCUGUGCUGUGUCCGGAGUUCCUGCAGUGCCCGCUCAAUCUGCAUGGACUGUGUCAUGACUACGAGUACAUGAUGAGAUGCUGUUGUUGACAUUGAUUUAUCUAGCAAUAUUGUUAUCAGGGUAUCCAUUCUGUUCUAUAAUGCAAGUCCGUUACAUUACACACAGAAACUCACGCUUUUUAUCUCCGAAGGGGUAGGCAGAGGCGCAACUUGUGCACUCACACUUCGCCGUGUGUAUUCCGUCUCAUGAUGUUAUAGGUGGCUUAUAUACCUUAUCGCCAUUACGGUCACAAAUCCAUCUCCGGGCUCGUACCGAGUAGAGUUUCUCAUCAAUUACUUUGCUCUCCACAGAAAAACCUAAAGUUACUGCCUGACCCGGGAAUCGAACCCAAUAUCUCAGCACUGCAGUCAUAUCGCAAUAACUACGCCACUGAGGCAGUCUGUUACUUUACUAUUAAAUAUAAUAUGAAGUAUAAAAAGGUGUAUUAUUAAUAGGCUUAUUUUUAAUGUUUAUAGUUUAUAUAGACGUAGAUAAGCACUAAAGGACAGGUGGUUCAAAUAAAACAUCUUUCUAUAG